Podarcis muralis (Common wall lizard) is the source of this 5799-nucleotide messenger RNA. Lineage: Eukaryota; Metazoa; Chordata; Lepidosauria; Squamata; Lacertidae. The record is from RefSeq and is a predicted model, not a curated record.
UCUAGGAAUGUUGUACUUGACUGCUCCCACAAAACAGCAGAUUGUGAAGGAGCUGAGGGUGUGCAUGAUGCAGCAGACCCCAGGAAUCAGGACGUUCCAGCUGCAGAGAGGCUCGCCAGAUGUGCACUCUCUUGGUGAAAAGGCUAAUGGACAUCUCUUGCUUUCUUCCAGGAUGGUGCCCACAGUGGCCAUUGUCCUCCUCCUCUGCCUGGCCUUUGGAACUUGCCAGAACCCGCCCACCUGCACAGGGGCCUACGACUGCCCCAAGGCCCACCAGGAAGUCUACACCAAACUAAGGGACGUGACGGAGAUCCCAAAGAUCGCCAGCACCAUCAUCACCGAAAUGAUCUUUGUGGAAACCAGCCUAACACAGAUCAAGAGCGGAGCCUUCCGGAACAUGCCUGGCCUGCAGAAAGUCCUGUUCAUGGGCAACAAGAUCAAAACUGUAGAGGUGGGGGCCUUUGAUAACUUGGAGAAACUGGAUGAGCUGGAAAUCACGCAGGCUGAGCUGGGCGACCUCCCUGUGGGCACCUUCCGCUCUCUUCCUCGCUUGCAGAAGCUGAAUCUGCGGGACUCUCAGAUUAAGGGCCUCCAGAAAGGACUCUUUGAGGAUCUCGGGGAGCUGGAGGAGAUCUACCUGCAUAUGAACGAGAUCCCUUCUCUCCCUGAAGGUGUCUUUGAUGGGCUCUCCAACCUGACCUUUUUGCACCUGGCCAGGAACAAGAUCACUACCAUCCCAGAGGACGUCUUCAAGGAACUUUCUCGGCUGAAGGUCCUCCGGCUGUACGAGAACGAGAUUGGAGACCUCCCGGAGGGGAGCCUGGACAGCCAGCAGGACCUGACGGAGCUCGCCCUCCAGAAGAACAAGAUUCGCACGCUGCCUCCCAGGGUGCUGAGGAACAAGCCCAACCUGGAGAAGCUUUUCCUGGAGCACAACCUCUUGGAGACCCUCCCGGAUGAGGCCUUCUUCGGACUGAGGAAGCUGAAGCAGCUGACCCUGGCUUCCAACCGGCUGAAAGGUCUCCCCAGCCGGCUCUUUGGGCAGAUGCCUUUGCUCACCCAGCUGGACCUGAGCAAGAACGCUUUGCAGGCUCUUCCAGCGGGGGUCUUUGCCAACCUCACGGGGCUCACAAAGCUCACCUUGUCCCACAACCAGCUGGCAGGCCUCCCUCUCGGUGUUCUAACAGGCCUCCGCAAACUCUCUGAGCUCAACGUGGAGGCAAACAAGCUCUCGUCUCUGGAGGGUCUCCUGCCCCCUUCCCUCCCGGGGCUGAAGACCCUGAGGCUCCGCCAGAACCAGCUGGAGACCAUCCCUCCGGGCCUCUUGGACAGCUUCACCAAGCUCACCUCCCUGUAUCUCGGGGAGAAUCCGUGGAGGUGUGACUGCCUCCUUCUCUACCUCCACCGAUGGAUGAGCAGCAAUCCCCAAAAAGUGAAGGACGCCACAAAGGUCAUGUGCGGAAGCCCCAGGGAUCUGCAGGGCAAAGCAGUCAGUUCCUUGGCGGAAGAUCAGCUGGUUUGCCCAACGACUCUGCCCAUUUCAAGCAGCGCUCUGCCCACAACCACUUUCCCUCCUCUUGUCACAGCAAGGAUGAGCACAACACUCCCCCCAUCUCCUAAAAAAGCCACCGUUGCUGCAACCACCUCCGCUUCUGAGGCUGCCACCACCACAAAUGCAGCCACAACCCUCCGAACCACAGAGGCUCUGACCUCAACUCCUCAAAUCACCACCUCUGAGAGUCUCACGGAAACCUCACAGACCAUGACCACCAGCGAUCCGGCAGGUGCCAUCCCCCUGGCGUGCGACCGCGACGCUUGCCGCCAGCUUAGCCUGAGUCUCCCGCCGGGAGAGAGCCUGCAGGAGGCAGGGCAGAGUUUCAGCAAGGACUGGAUCCUGGACUCGGGCUGCGGCGCCGUGAGGGUCCGGGUGGCUGUGAGCAUUGAGCCCCUGCCCGGAGGGGAGGCGGUGGCAGCCCCCUCGGAAAAUUCCUGCAGAACAGGCAGACCUGCCCAACAUCUGCGCAGGGCAGAUCUUCGCCUCCCGGGCGCUGGAUGCCUCCCUCAGAUAAGGCUGGAGGCGCUUCGCUCGGCAGCCUGUGCACGACUCUCCCGGCUCAGCAAAAUGCCCGGCAACCGACUUUGGAUGGUGCCCACAGUGGCCAUUGUCCUCCUCCUCUGCCUGGCCUUUGGAACUUGCCAGAACCCGCCCACCUGCACAGGGGCCUACGACUGCCCCAAGGCCCACCAGGAAGUCUACACCAAACUAAGGGACGUGACGGAGAUCCCAAAGAUCGCCAGCACCAUCAUCACCGAAAUGAUCUUUGUGGAAACCAGCCUAACACAGAUCAAGAGCGGAGCCUUCCGGAACAUGCCUGGCCUGCAGAAAGUCCUGUUCAUGGGCAACAAGAUCAAAACUGUAGAGGUGGGGGCCUUUGAUAACUUGGAGAAACUGGAUGAGCUGGAAAUCACGCAGGCUGAGCUGGGCGACCUCCCUGUGGGCACCUUCCGCUCUCUUCCUCGCUUGCAGAAGCUGAAUCUGCGGGACUCUCAGAUUAAGGGCCUCCAGAAAGGACUCUUUGAGGAUCUCGGGGAGCUGGAGGAGAUCUACCUGCAUAUGAACGAGAUCCCUUCUCUCCCUGAAGGUGUCUUUGAUGGGCUCUCCAACCUGACCUUUUUGCACCUGGCCAGGAACAAGAUCACUACCAUCCCAGAGGACGUCUUCAAGGAACUUUCUCGGCUGAAGGUCCUCCGGCUGUACGAGAACGAGAUUGGAGACCUCCCGGAGGGGAGCCUGGACAGCCAGCAGGACCUGACGGAGCUCGCCCUCCAGAAGAACAAGAUUCGCACGCUGCCUCCCAGGGUGCUGAGGAACAAGCCCAACCUGGAGAAGCUUUUCCUGGAGCACAACCUCUUGGAGACCCUCCCGGAUGAGGCCUUCUUCGGGCUGAGGAAGCUGAAGCAGCUGACCCUGGCUUCCAACCGGCUGAAAGGUCUCCCUGGCCGGCUCUUUGGGCAGAUGCCUUUGCUCGCCCAUCUGGACCUGAGCAAGAACGCUUUGCAGGCUCUUCCAGCGGGGGUCUUUGCCAACCUCACGGGGCUCACAAAGCUCACCUUGUCCCACAACCAGCUGCCAGGCCUCCCUCUCGGUGUUCUAACAGGCCUCCGCAAACUCUCUGAGCUCAACGUGGAGGCAAACAAGCUCUCGUCUCUGGAGGGUCUCCUGCCCCCUUCCCUCCCGGGGCUGAAGACCCUGAGGCUCCGCCAGAACCAGCUGGAGACCAUCCCUCCGGGCCUCUUGGACAGCUUCACCAAGCUCACCUCCCUGUAUCUCGGGGAGAAUCCGUGGAGGUGUGACUGCCUCCUUCUCUACCUCCACCGAUGGAUGAGCAGCAAUCCCAAAAAAGUGAAGGACGCCACAAAGGUCAUGUGCGGAAGCCCCAGGGAUCUGCAGGGCAAAGCAGUCAGUUCCUUGGCGGAAGAUCAGCUGGUUUGCCCAACGACUCUGCCCAUUUCAAGCAGCGCUCUGCCCAUAACCACUUUCCCUCCUCCUGCCACAACAAGGAUGAGCACAACACUCCCCCCAUCUCCUAAAAAAGCCACCGUUGCUGCAACCACCUCCGUUUCUGAGGCUGCCACCACCACAAAUGCAGCCACAACCCUCCGAACCACAGAGGCUCUGACCUCAACUCCUCAAAUCACCACCUCUGAGAGUCUCACGGAAACCUCACAGACCAUGACCACCAGCGGGACAUCCUCUCAAACCACCAGCACCACCAGCACAGGGGCUCCAACUCCUCACAUCUUCACCAUCACCACUCCAAGUCCCACCUCAGCCGAGACAAGCCCUGAAAUUUCCACCACCGCUGAGAUCUCAAGCACAACCUCUGUGUCCAUCACAACCCCGGCCACAACCCCCGAGGCAGCCACGACCAUCGCUCACCUGCCACCCACAACCUCUCAGAUCACAACGACAACAAAGGUUCAGACCACGGCCCCUGAAAUUACCAGUGCCAGGACUGCGGCUGCCACAGCUGGCUUCACAACUGGGAUGUCACACACCACCCCUUCUGGUGCCACCACAACCGCUCAGAUCUCCACAACCAUUGGCAGGACAACCACCGCAACUUCUGAUGCCUCCACAAGCCGCCCUGGUACAUCAGCCACCACACCUGUGCUUCCUGGGACAACCAGCAAGGCAGUCGCCACCACACCUUCACCGCUUGAGACCAACCCUACGGAGACAUUCUCUUCGGUGGCGGCUUCCACAAUGUGCCUUGGCAACGUCAGUCUUCCAGGUGGAUGGAGGUCCGGGUCUUUGUCUCCAGAACCGACAGCCAGGCUGGACCCGACUACACGUCCUGAGACGCCCCCGUCGCCCACCUCUGCUGUGACACAGGCUCCCCUGCCCACCACUGGCUGGGUGACAACCUCUCCAGCUGCUGCCAGCUGCACCUUUUGCUCUUCGGCUGUCACGCCAGCCAGGGCUUCCCUUCCUCCGAGCCCAAGGCCCAGCCGUCCAGCCAGCCCCCCUCAGCCUCUGUCCCAGAAAAUCCAGGCCUGGGGCUCUUCGCUGAGUUCCAACUACCGGUACUGCAAGCUGUCUGCGAUGAUGUAUUUGUCCAUGCUGUGUCUUGAAAUCUGCUGCACCGCUGCCUUGGCCAGGUGUGUGUACGCCCUGCACAGAGCCACGCGUUCCAUGGACUCGCCCACUGUGCCGGUCAAGCUGGUGAAGGUGAAGCCCAGAAGGAUGAAGCUGUGAUGGUUUGGCCACAGGAGAGACCUUCACAGGAUGCUAGGGCUGUCAGGGAGUCCAGGGGUCAUCUCGCUCAAGCCCCUGCAAUGCAGGAAUCGCAGCUAGAGAAUUCCUGACAGGUGGUCCUCCAAGCUCUGUUUAGAAACCUCCAAUGGAUCCUAGAUUGGCAGAGUUGGAAGGGAUCCCCAGUGGUCAUCUAGCCCAACCCCAUGUGUGGUGUUAGUACGGAGCACCCAGUCGUCUCAUGGACUAUUGACCUGUACACCACUAAUCCACUGGAACCAACCAGGUCCUCCCUGGUAAAAUCACAUCAGUCUCAGUCAGCUUUUCAAUUACCAAUAAAGAAGAGUGUAUUUUAUUUCAGAGAUAAAACAAAACUUUUGCCGCAUUCCAAACGGUGUUCCUCUUUACUUUCUUAGUCUUAUGUUCCUCUCUCUACCUCUGCUACCUCCCCACACUCAAGGACCAAUUGCCCUAACUGUCUCUCUAUUACCAACUGCCUUUCCCAACCAGCCAACCCAUGAAAGCCAACCAACUGCCCACCCACAACUCCCAACGAACUCCUCUCAGAACUCUUCCCAGAACUAGUUUUAUAGACCCACUGACUCUAUCCCCCUGGGUCCUGUGCAACCUAUUUAACUAUUUCCCCUCCAGCACUCUCUCUUAUAUGUUAACGUCAUACCAUGCAAUGGAGGAAUCAUGGCAAAUUAAAUGAGGGAGGUGAAGCAGCAGGGGUGGAUUUACACACAGGGGGAAAUGCCAUAAGUCAGUCAGAAAUUAAAUUCUUACCAAAAAAAAAAAAAAAGCUAUGUAAAUAUCACAUAGAAAUAGUUUGCUCUCUGGUGCCAUCUGGUGUCGCAUGUUUAUAACGCAUUCAAAAUGUUGUUUUUCCUAGUGUAGCUGAGUCCUAGGGGUCUCCCUCACCAGUGUAACAAUUUGCUUAAAUCGUAGGCUUAUCUUAGGUAUGACUAUUGAAAUAAAAAAUUAAGGUCUUAUAUAUAUUUGCCAGGCAAACACGUACAUAAAUGUAUGGGCCACAUGUCUGA